AUGUCUAAAACAGAAUGCAUGGUUGAAUCUACAACAGGAUUUAAUGGGGAGGACGUUUCGCUCAGGUCAUUGACAAAAGAGGGUAAGCUGUUCAACAAUAUUGCAGGAAAUGGAGAUGUAAAAACAGGAACAAGGAGUACGGCCUAUGAUACGGGAGAAGAGAUAAGCCAGAUCAUACACAGACCGAAAUACAAGCUGAAAAAGUCAGAGCUUAGUACCAAUGAGUCCACCGCACUCAUGUAUGCUUCGGAAGCUAAUCCAGAUGAUUUUCCAGAUGGAGGACUAGCGGCGUAUUUAGUAUUAUUUGGGUCGUUUAUGGGGCUAAUUGCUGAUUUUGGUAUUGCCAAUUCGCUUGGUGCUAUUCAGAGUUAUGUUACUAGCCACCAGUUGGAAAACGUUAGUGAAUCUACGGCAUCUUGGGUGUUCAGUAUGCAUUUAGGGGUUAUGUAUUUUGGAAAUGUCAUAUUCGGAUCGUUAUUUGAUAAAUUUGGUGCUAGAAAGUUGCUAAUUGCUGGUACUAUUGUGAUGUGUGGAGGAUUAUUUUGUACCGCAGAAUCAACCACAGUUGUCCAGUUCAUAUUGUCAUUUGGUAUUACCACUGCAAUAGGAACAUCUUUAGCAAUGCCUGCUUUGAUUGCUGUUGUAACACAUUGGUUCUUGAGACGCAGAGCUAUGGCAUGUCUGAUAGCCACAAUUGGGGGUUUGGUCGGUGCGUCAUGUAUUGCAGUUAUGUUGCAAAAUUUAUACGUUGAAGUCGGAUUUAAAUGGGCUAUUCGGAUAUUGUCAUUCUUUUGUAUGGCAUGUAUGUGUGUUUCCAUUAUUUUUGUGAAGGAAAGAAAGUCAGAACCAAGCUUACAGAAUGGACUGACGGACGUCCAAAUUCAUACAGACACCGAAACAUCCAAGAACCAUAAGAUUGCUUAUAGAGUCACCCAGUUUUUUGAUGGUAUUUUUGACUUUUCAAUGUUCAAAGACAUCAGAUUUAUUUUGUUGACUAUGGCUGUGUUCUUUUCCGAGAUUGUGUCUCUUUCUACUCUUACAUACUUGACAUCCUAUGCUAUUGCUUAUGAUGUUUCUGACUCAUCUGCAUACUUGUUAAUUACACUUGUCAACGUUUGUGGCAUUCCAGCAAGACUUGUUCUGGGAAUCAUUGCUGAUUACUACGGCAGGUUCAAUGUAAUGGUUGCCAGUUCCAUAUUAACCACCAUCACUAUCUUUGGUCUCUGGCUACCAGCAAAAGGGAAUAUGAGCCUACUUUAUGCCUUCAGUAUUUUAUUCGGAGUGGUUACUUCUGCAAACAUAAGUCUCAUCGGCCCUACCAUCGGCCAGAUUACAUCUGCGGAAAAAUUUGGUCAGUGCUAUGGUAUGUGCUAUUUCUGCUUGUCAUUCCUUACCAUUUUGGGGAUGCUUUUUUCCUCGUUAGUCAUAGGCUCUGGAACAUUAGUCGAGUACAGGAACUUCAUAUUCUAUGAAGGCGGGAUUUCUAUUGGAUCUGUGAUAUUCUGGAUUUUGGCCCGUUAUUCUGGCGUUGGGUGGAAUUGGUGCAAAUUUUAA
Molecule: messenger RNA, 1554 nt
Organism: Debaryomyces fabryi
Lineage: Eukaryota; Fungi; Ascomycota; Pichiomycetes; Serinales; Debaryomycetaceae
Exons: 1
Coding region: 1-1554 (517 amino acids)
Biological process (GO): transmembrane transport
Cellular component (GO): fungal-type vacuole membrane
Molecular function (GO): transmembrane transporter activity
Source: RefSeq, a predicted model, not a curated record